AAGCCAAUUUAUAAGACAAUAUCUCCAAUUUUUCUUUAAAAACAAACAAAUACAAUACAAUAGUAUUUAUUGCCUACAUAGGCAGUUCAGUUCAUGCGCAAAAAGGGAACAGAGAUGGGAAUGAAAAGAACAAUGGAAGUGUGUUGACCAUCAAACCUUAUAAAUCCAUUUAAUUUGGUUUCAUAUAUGUUUGCCCUUCAUUUUUUAGAACACAUGUUCAUAACAAGCUGCUCCUGAGAGGUGUUGAACGUGUCCUCCUUUGUUCGUCGGUGCUCCUCCACCUGUCCUGCCCCUUUAAGAUGAGACAUUUCAAUCUAGGCGUGUUUCCUGCUUCCAUUGACUAAAACAGAGCUGGCAUCUGCAGGAGAAGGGGGAAAAAGCAGCAGACUGCCCAGCCACACACGCGGAUCGUAGCUGCAAAUCCAGAGGUCUUCAUCUUUAUUUCCUGAUUGAUCAGCUGCUGCAGCCUCAGUCCGUGGACGCGCUCCAGCUGACAUGAAUGUCAGGCGGUCAAGGUCCGCCGCCGUGCGCGCCGCUGCGGGAGGAGCCGCGGCGGGAUCAUCUCGCCGGGAAACAUCUGUCGCAGUGGUUCGGCUGGAUUUCUAACAACCUGCGGCUCCGACCGGACCGUGAGUGGAUUAAAAGCUGCUGGGCUCGCGGCUGCGCGGACGCGGGGGGAGUGGAUUAGAGAGCCCCGAUGAUGAGACUGCGACACUUUAAACCUCCAAAAAUGAUUUCCACUCGUCUGAUUGCGCGCAAGUGCUGUUUAUCACUCUGUUUGUCGUGACUGGUUAGAGGAACAAUUAGAGCAAUCAAACUCCAAGAAUCAGCAGGAACCAUGUCGGCGGUGAUGAUAACCAGAAAGGUGCGAAAAUGGGAGAGGCUCCCGGGGAAGAACACCUUCUGCUGCGACGGGCGCGUGAUGAUGGCCCGCCAAAAGGGGGUCUUCUAUCUGACCAUGUUCCUCAUCAUGGGGACCUGCUCCCUCUUCUUUGCUUUCGAAUGUCCAUACCUGGCUGUCCAUUUGUCCCCUGCCAUCCCAGUCUUUGCUGUGCUGCUCUUCCUGUUUGUUAUGGCCAUGCUGCUGAGGACCAGCUUCAGUGAUCCCGGGGUUCUGCCCAGGGCUCUUCCUGAGGAGGCUGCAUUCAUCGAAAUGGAAAUUGAAGCUGCCAAUGGGAACGUCCCUGCUGGACAGCGACCCCCACCUCGGAUCCGUAAUGUUCAGAUCAACAACCAGAUCGUCAAGCUCAAGUACUGUUACACGUGCAAGAUCUUCCGCCCGCCACGAGCGUCUCACUGCAGCAUCUGUGACAACUGCGUUGACCGUUUUGAUCACCACUGUCCUUGGGUUGGAAACUGCGUGGGCAAAAGGAACUACAGAUACUUCUACCUGUUCACACUUUCCCUCUCCCUGCUCACCAUCUACAUAUUCGCCUUUGACAUUGUCCACGUGGUCAUGCGUUCAGUGGAUAAAGGCUUUCUGAACACUUUACAGGAAACACCUGGAACUGUGCUGGAGGUUCUGGUGUGUUUCUUUACGCUCUGGUCUGUUGUGGGAUUGACUGGCUUCCACACUUACCUGAUCUCUCUCAACCAGACCACCAAUGAGGAUAUAAAAGGAUCUUGGUCAGGAAAGAACAGAGUCCAGAACCCUUACAGCCACAAGAACAUCAUCAAAAAUUGCUGCGAGGUUCUUUGUGGGCCAGCAUACCCGAGUGUGUUGGACAGAAGAGGACUGAUGCCGGAGGAUUCGUCCAGUGCUCUGACCAGUUUUGCUCCUUCUUCCACCAGCAUCCCAGCACCACAAACCACGAAAACUACAGCUCCACUCAUCCCCAAUGAACACACCCCUGAUGAUGCUAAACCAAACAUCGCUGCCUCAGCAGAGAAAACCUCCUCCCACAAAGCCAAGAGCCCUCCCCCUAAAGAGGAGCAGCCUCCAUUACCAACGGUGCCGCCCCUGGCUUCACCCGAGACAGAUGCAGAGACGUCAAUUUCCAAGGAUAAGAUGUAUUAGCUGCAUGGGGUUGGCAGCUUGUCCUAGAGCUCCUCCUUUAGCAUCCCUUCUCUUUGCAAACUGGACUGUUAAUAAUCAAUGUCUGUAUACCAGGCAGGUGACACAGUUAUUCCCGACUCUUGUCCCUGAUUUCCUGAAGAGCGGAUCUUCUGCUGCCUCUUGGCUCAUCUUCCCGGCAUUCACUGCAGAUGUCUGAUUGACGCUUAGGUCCCGGAGGAGGAGGAGUGAUUCAAGAAGAGGUCAGCAGCAUUCUAUCUCCUGAAGAACUGCACUGGAAAUCCAUAAAAGGGAGAAAAGACUGCAGAAAACCUCUGCUUUUACUCUGAUGAGACAUUUGAUCCUUACUAAAACUGUAACAUUAAUGUGAGAGGCCGGGUCAUGUCAUAUACGCCAUGCAUCGGAUGGACAAAAGAGCAAUCAAUGGCUUUUGAACAGAUGUGGAAUACAGGACAGUCAUCUCUCUUGUGCAUACAUUACCUGUCCUAUGCAAACUACAGGAAGGCUGGACAAGCAGCUUUGAAGAAUGUGGAUGAAGAUCAAACCUCACACGAUGUGAAGAUGGAAAGUGAAGACACUAAGAAAAACUGCGGGCUCCUUCCAUACAAAGUCUAUUCUAUCUUCUGAUUCAGUUCAGGUGUCACUUAAGUGCACCUAAUCUUUUCACUUUUUGUAAAAUGAUAGCAACCAGAUCAAUGUCUACCCUUCCUGUUAUGUAUAAUCAAGUAUGCAGUGUGAUGUAAAACAGUGACAAAAUUAUUUGCAGGUUCUCUGCGUCUUUAAGCCGCAGGAUGCGAGACAGAAAAGGCCUGAUGAGCAAAGACACACAUAGUGACAGUGCCUUAUUGAAAAAGCUGCCUCAGCAGCAGCUAAAAAGCCCUUCAGUGUUAAAGUAGGAAGAAAUGAAUCAGCCGAGUCAUUAGAUAUUUACAUAACCCGUUUCAUUGGAAACAAGUAUGUGCCCCUUCACUAAAUCUGAAAAUAAAGCUUGAAGCAGCUGUUAUGGCGAGCAUGACAUAAUGAAAACAAUGGGGAGCCGUUAGCAUGCAUUGCCAUAAAAAAUUAAGUUACGUAUUUUCAAAAGAAGACAAUAUGCAAAUUAAUCAUUGUACGCUGUGGCGUGUUUUCCUUACUUUUUCCUUUAAAGCUGAAGUGUCUUCCCUGUUUCCAAUGCUACGCUAAGCUAACAUUUCUUAUCAUUUAUGACACUAAACUCAUUCAUUUUAUCUUACCAAGAAGCAAAUCUGAAGGGAUGCAUUCUGAAAUAUUUAAGUGUCAUUAAAAAAAAAAGAAACAUUUCUGCUUCACACAAAUUCAUACAAAAAUACAAACUCUUUCCCCCCCCCGCAAAAAUGGAUUUUUCCUCUAUAAAGUUUUUGCUGGUGUAAAUAGGUACAAGUGGAAGACAGGACUGUGUAAAGUGCACAAGAGAUGGGUUAUAUUUCCUCUAUUAUUCCUUCUCUUCUUGCAGUAUUUUGCCUCUAAAUUCAGCUCUUCCUCCUCUGUCACCAGGCUAGCUACUGCAGUGCAGUUGACUGACAGGCUUAUUAUCACAACACAGAAAGGAGAUUCUGUCUUUCCAUUCUUAUUUUGGUCUGCUUGAGCAUCUUCAAAGAGUGGUAAAUAGAAAAAGGUCCAACUUAAAAAUAGCUUUUAGAUAAUGUUAGAUGAUAGGGAGAGUUUGUAUUUGUGAUUGUGUCAUAUUCAAGAUCGAGUUUGUGUUUGUGAAUCUUAUCCAUGUAGAUAAUAGCUGACAACUCUGACCAACGUGAGCUGAAAUCUCGUAAAAAAUUUGAAGGUGCAGAAGAUUUCAACACUUGACGCUGUAUUUUUGUGUGUGAAGGCAUAUAACAUUCAAGACCAAUAUCAGGCACCUUUCAAACAAAUUAAAGAUGACCAAAAACUCCAAUGUAAACAUUGUUUUUUUAGUAAUAAUUGGAUUUCGUAUUAAAACAAUGUGUUUGAGUAAAUAACCACAGAUUCUCGGUAAAAACCCCAAAUAUAAAUUACUAAAUAAAUUGAGCAAAUGCUAAGAUUUUGAAGAAAUAACCAGUAAUAGAGAUAAUGGCCAUCCCUUAUGUUGUAUAUUAAUUUCUUAUUAUAUGAAUUGUUUAAUGGGGGAUGAUAAAGCUGUGAUUCAGUAUUACCUGUGUGUGAAUUUGUUUAAUACACUUUCAGAGAAAAGUAAAAAUUUCCAGUUGGAUGUAAUAGACUUAGAGCAUUUAAAAGAAAAAAACAGAAUUUCUUUCCGACUUUGACUCGACUCACCGACUUGCAAGAACUCAUGCUGUUAAUAUUAAAUCAGAUGGAGGUUUGUGUUUUCAAAGCACACGUUAAAGCGACGUUUCAACUUUGUUCUGGCAGUUUGCAGAGCUCUUGUAUUUAUGAAUUCUGUGUUAAAACUACAAUCAGAUCUGAAUGCCCUGAUUGUCCUUUUACAUUGCAUCAUGUAUACUAACACGGUACAUUGAUGGAAUGCUUAUUUAUGUUCGCUUUGUUCAGUAUCAACACUGUGAUUACAUGUACUUCAUUUAAUUUGUUCACUUCUUUUUACAUGAUUAAUGUGUCUGGUAAAUAAAACAAUGUUGUCUUAUAAAG
Messenger RNA from Oryzias latipes (Japanese medaka), 4612 nucleotides. It is a transcript of the gene zdhhc9, whose product is annotated as zDHHC palmitoyltransferase 9. The record is from RefSeq and is a predicted model, not a curated record. Gene Ontology annotation, cellular component: Golgi apparatus; endoplasmic reticulum. Lineage: Eukaryota; Metazoa; Chordata; Actinopteri; Beloniformes; Adrianichthyidae. Gene Ontology annotation, biological process: peptidyl-L-cysteine S-palmitoylation; protein targeting to membrane. Gene Ontology annotation, molecular function: protein-cysteine S-palmitoyltransferase activity.